This is a messenger RNA of Drosophila persimilis, 444 nucleotides long. Its product is annotated as pre-mRNA-splicing factor 38B-like. The record is from RefSeq and is a predicted model, not a curated record. The transcript is spliced from 4 exons. Lineage: Eukaryota; Metazoa; Arthropoda; Insecta; Diptera; Drosophilidae. Gene Ontology annotation, cellular component: precatalytic spliceosome. Bases 1 to 444 code for a protein of 147 amino acids.
AUGGACGAAGAGUAUUCGGCGUCAUCUUCGGCCGGUGGCGGCGGUGCAGGCGUUGGCGGAAAGAAGGCCGGCAAGCAGCACAACACCCUACCUUUCUGGGGAAACGAGACUUCAAUGAACCUGAAUCCACUGAUCCUCGCCAACAUCCAAAGUUCCAGCUACUUCAAAGUGCACUUGUUUAAACUGAAAACCUACCACGAGGUCGUUGACGAGAUCUACUACCAGGUGAAGCACAUGGAGCCAUGGGAGCGCGGAUCCCGCAAGACCUCCGGCCAGACCGGCAUGUGCGGCGGUGUGCGAGGCGUUGGAGCGGGCGGGAUUGUGUCCACUGCGUACUGUCUGCUCUACAAGCUGUACACCCUGCGUCUGACCCGCAAGCAGAUCAACGGACUGCUCAAUCACACAGACUCGGCCUACAUACGGGCACUAGGUAGGUGUUGGUAA